Patiria miniata (bat star) is the source of this 2649-nucleotide messenger RNA. Its product is annotated as hexokinase-2-like. Bases 177 to 1571 code for a protein of 464 amino acids. Gene Ontology annotation, cellular component: mitochondrion; cytosol. NCBI's taxonomy places the organism in Eukaryota, Metazoa, Echinodermata, Asteroidea, Valvatida, Asterinidae. Gene Ontology annotation, biological process: glucose 6-phosphate metabolic process; glycolytic process; intracellular glucose homeostasis. The record is from RefSeq and is a predicted model, not a curated record. Gene Ontology annotation, molecular function: ATP binding; D-glucose binding; fructokinase activity. The transcript is spliced from 10 exons.
GGUGGCUGAAUCGCUCACAAUAUAGUCGUCGUCGGUGGGAUGUUCGCCACAUACUCGUACACUGUUCUCGGAGGUGAAUUCAUUAAAACAACUGUAAGCUUUUGAAUCUUUUAGUUAAACGGGAACUACAAUUCUGUUUUGGAGCCGUCGAGCAGCAGUCCUUCCUGACAUUAAAAAUGGCGAGUCAUCAGCUGGACGUAUACCAAAAUGAAAAAGGUCUCCCGAAGGAGGCACUGGCCAUCUUCGAGACACUUGAAGUGUCCGAGGAGCAGCAAAGAGACAUCAUGAGAAUUCUCAAUGAGUCGAUGAACAAGGGACUCUGUCCAGAGACGCACGAUGAAGCCGCAGUCAAGAUGCUGCCGUCUUACGUCAGGUCACUGCCCAAUGGAACAGAGAAGGGUACAUACAUGAGUCUCGAUAUGGGAGGGAGUAACUUCCGAGUCUUGUUGGCUGAGCUUACAGAUAAAGGGUUAAAGGUGCAGGUGGACAGAUAUCAUCUGCCAGAAGAGAUCUUAUCUGGAACUGCCGAUAUGUUUUUCGGCUACAUCGCGGACAACAUCGAGCUAUUCAUGAAGAACCACUGCCCAGAUGGUACAUUCGACGAGCUGCCGCUAGGUUUCACGUUCUCCUUCCCCUCUGACCAGCACAGUCUAAAUUCAGCUGAUUUGAAUCUAUGGACCAAAGGAUUUGCCGUCAAAGGAGUCGUCGGGAAGGAUGUUGUGCGUCUACUCCAGGACGCCUUAGACAAAAAGCAGAAUAUCAAGGUUCGCACGGUAGCUAUUAUCAAUGACACAGUUGCAGCGCUGAUAGCUGGAGCGUAUUACAACAACAAUUGUCACAUCGGGCUCAUCAUAGGAACUGGUAUAAAUGCAGCGUACAUGGAACAACUAAGCAAUGUUGGAACGUGGAAAGGAGACCACAACGAGCCGCGUCAAGUUGUCAUUAACAUCGAGAUGGGUGGCUUUGGUGACGAUGGUGUCAUCGAGUUCGUAAGGACAGAGAUCGAUUAUGAUCUGGAUAGCCGGACUGUUAACAAAGGCAAUCAAUUGGUUGAGAAGAUGAUUUCUGGGAAGUACCUGGGCGAGGUCGCCCGUAUCAUCCUGGUGAAACUCACCCGUCUCGGAGUUGCGUUCGGAGGCAAGCUCCCCAAGGGCUUAGAGGAAGAUUGGAUUUUCGCCACCAGCUUCAUUUCUGAAAUUGUUGGAGGUGACACCGAAGACAAGCAACCAAACUCCCGCCGAAUCCUUCAGUCGCUGGGAGCAGACGACCCUUCCCCAGCUGACUGCAGACUCUUACACGCCAUCUGUGCUCGGGUCACCCAACGUAGCGCUAUGCUUGCAGCCUCCCUGGUAGGCGGCCUCUUGUACCGUCUGAAGAAGCCCCUGACCGGUAUCGCCGUAGAGGGCAGUAUGUACAAGGGUUUUCCCGCUUUCCGGGAGCGGAUGACAGAGAAGAUUGCCGAGCUAUCGCCAGAUUACAAGGCGGAGUUUACCCUGGUAGAGGACGGGCCAGGCAAGGGCUCGGCAGUCCUGGCAGCUGUUGUCGCAAGAAUGGAUCUAGACAAUCAGUAAAACUUGUGUAGGCCCUAUAGUGUUUACUAUUUCGGCAUAGUGGCACACAUGCAAGUGCUAUUCGGCCGAAAAAACGCCCAUGCUGGUCACGCUAAUUUGUAUAUAAAAUUUACGCAAAAUAUAUCAAAAUUAUUUAUAAAAAUAGGGCCGAUAUAUGCAUAUAUAAUCAAAAAAUGGUACGCCAAUCGUUGACGGAAUGCCAUUCACGCGGAAUUUUCUACUGAAGCGGUACAUUUAAUUUGGGCUCAGAUUCGUUUCUCGAAAUAGCAAUACCAUAAUCAUCUGCUUUGUCUGCGCUUUAUCUCAUGGCUGUUUAAAUACUUUAUCCCCGCACAAGGACAGAUAUAAAAGUUCACCGAUGAAGGGGAAUGACCUGACAAGUAGGUUCACUUAGCUCUGGGGUAUUGGUAUCACAUACUUUGGUAACUGCUUUAGUGGAAUAAUUAUACUGCCAUUGAGUAAGUAAUUGUCGGAAAUUCGAAUUACUCGAUGAUGAUUCAUAGCAAGAACUGAUAAUUAAAAAAAAAUGUUAGGGAAAAGGUAGUGGAGAUAGUCGCGUAUCUACUUUCGUGAUACCGUUGACUGAUACCAAUAAUUACUUAAUGAGGAAUUAAACGAAAGGAAUUAUACUUCAAAUAGGGUUUAUCGCUCACUGUUUAAUCUUUAAUUUAUUGCCUUUAUGCACACAGCGUUUAUAGUAAAUUCCUAUUUGUAAUGUUGUGUCCAGAGGGUAAGACUGUUAUUUAUGGUGUUUAUAUAACUUGAUAUCUGGACCUGAACACUAUAUUCAUUCAGCGCGUAAUGAUAUUAGUAGAUUGCUCAGUUAAAGUGACCAUGACAUGAACUUUAGUGAGGAACAUAUUUUUCGAAACUUUCAAAACAUCUCUUUUAGGUUAAUUUUUUAUUGAAAGUGCACUUCGUUACGCAUUAAAAAGUGUCCGUGCUUUUCCGGAUAGUUGAGGGCGCUGUUGCUGCGGUGUCAUUUAAGGGAGACAUUGUUCAGUUUGGGGGUUUUCUGUUCAAGUUGCUUUCCCAAACAUUAAUAAUUUGCUCAUUAAAAACAUUUUUGAGAAAAGUU